UGAUAGCGAUACUUCCAGUUUCAAAAAUAAUAUGUGUGAACAACUUGAUGAAAUUUAUAAUAAGCUAGAAAUUGCCGAAAAUAAAUACCUACCAUUAAUUGAAUACGGGUAUCCUCUGAUUAGUGAAGUCAGGCAAUGUCGUGAUAGUAUUACUUAUUAA
Racocetra fulgida is the source of this 160-nucleotide messenger RNA. The record is from the annotation of a GenBank genome assembly. Lineage: Eukaryota; Fungi; Glomeromycota; Glomeromycetes; Diversisporales; Gigasporaceae.